Molecule: messenger RNA, 1978 nt
Organism: Drosophila yakuba
Lineage: Eukaryota; Metazoa; Arthropoda; Insecta; Diptera; Drosophilidae
Product: glycerate kinase
Exons: 2
Coding region: 87-1550 (487 amino acids)
Biological process (GO): protein phosphorylation
Cellular component (GO): cytoplasm
Molecular function (GO): glycerate kinase activity
Source: RefSeq, a predicted model, not a curated record
AUCUUCAGCUGUUAUGAAAAUGAUAAGUAAAACUGGAAUAUCAGCAUCGCUGAUUAGGAUCGCCCCGUCUAAAGCACCUUUACAUAAUGGCCAAGCGACAGACUUGGGAGCAGAUGCGCCAGAUCUUUGUCCAGGCGGUAAACGCCGUGCAUCCAGAGAAGGUAUUCGCUGACUUCCAAAAGUUCGACUUGCGGCCUCAAAUCGGGGAAAACCCAGCGGAUAUAUCCAUAAAACUCAAUGGAGAGGGGCAGGACAUCAGCGGGAAGACUUGCCACAUAGUUGGCUUUGGCAAAGCAGUCCUGGGAAUGGCCAACAAAGUGCAGCAGGAUCUGGGAGCCACCUCUGCUGGUGGAGUCCUCAGUGUGCCGGUAAACACCCUGAAGCAGUUCCAACCACCUGUUGCAUCUGGUUUGAUUGUCCACGAAGGAGCAGCCAACAAUCUGCCGGAUGAGAAUGCUCUGCAGGCAGCCCGGGAGAUCAAGCAGCUGGCCGAGAAGAUGACCGCCCAGGACAUCCUCCUUGUCUUCAUCUCGGGUGGUGGUUCUGCCCUUUUGCCGUUGCCCCGGUCACCUUUGACUUUGGAGGACAAGCGAAGCAUUGCGGAUAAGCUUAUGAAGCGGGGAGCCAGCAUCCAGGAGAUUAAUGCUGUCAGGAUUGCUUGCUCAGACAUCAAGGGCGGCCGCUUGGCCAGGUUUGCCGGCAAGGCGGGACUCCUGGUGACCUUUGUGCUCAGCGACAUCAUCGGUGAUCCCCUGGAGCUGAUAGCCUGCGGUCCUACCAUACAACCCGAGGCGGGAGCAUCCCCAUCCGACAUCCUUAAGAAGCAUAGUGUGUGGGGGGAGCUGUCCCCCGAAAUACAGCGGGUGUUUGAGCAGCCGGAGGAGCAGAGCAACACAUCGCUGCCCGAGCACAAGGUCUUUGUGGUGGGCAGCAAUGUGAUAGCCACUUCCACAGCGGCCAAGGAGGCCGAAAAUCUGGGUUACAUUCCCUGCGUGCUCAGUUGUGCUGUGCAAGGAGACGUGGCCCAAGUGGCUGGCGAUUAUCAACGAUUGCUGCACGGCAUCCAGGAGGCCAAGCAGCAGGGCAUCCUGGAUCCCCAGCUCAGGGAGAGGUAUGCCUUUGGAGAGAGGAGUUAUCCGGCUUUUCGGAGGGCUCUAGAAGAGCACAUUGGCAGCAAGAAGCCACUGUUCCUGAUCUGUGGAGGAGAGCCAGUCAUUAAAGUUUCCGGCCAAGGACUGGGCGGCAGGAGUCAGCACCUAGCCCUGCUGAUGUCGCAAGCUCUGCAUCGCGACGAGGCCAUACGGGACUGCACCUUCCUGAGCGCCGGAACUGAUGGCAUCGAUGGACCCACCGAUGCGGCCGGAGCGUUUGGAGACAGCAGUGUGGUGGAAUCCUAUCUGGGUGAUCACACCCUCGAUGAACUGGCCGAAACGCUGCGGAACUGCGACAGCUACAACUUUUACAAGAAUCUCGCGCAGGGAGAGCACCACGUGCUCACUGGACACACGGGUACCAAUGUGAUGGAUCUGCAUUUCCUGGUCGUGCCGUAGAGUAACGCCCCCGCUCGUCUAUAAAUCCAUUUAGUUGUAGACUUGCAUAUAUAUACAUUUAUAUAUGUGGGGCAGUUCGUUAAUGGAGCUGCUCUUGAACCGCAGACGGGCAAUAGUCGUUUAAAUUUGUUUUUACGAUUUUCCUCUUUAAUUUUGCUCUAUGAAAUUUUUACGACUUUUUUCAUUAACAUUUUUAAUAUCCAUUCAAAUGAAAAUAAUUUUGUGAUCUUUAUGCUCUGAGACGGUCUUCAGUGACAGCAUAAAACGGCAAUUAGCUUUCGUCUCCGGUUAUGAAAUCAGCCUGGAAUUGUCUUGAUUGUAAUUAUGUGCCAUGCAAUAGGCAAGCCAACCGAACGACAGAUGUGAUAAAUCAAUUUGUAUAUGCGAUCACCACGGAGCAUAAAUAUAUCUGAGUAAUUUCCAUUUAA